UCACGGUGAUUAUACGUUGUAGUCGCGACGUCAUAUUCCUCUCACGCCUGGAUGGCAGGCCGGCAGGAGCGGAGGCUAUAGACAUUUCAGUGGUGUUGCGGGACAUUUAAACAGCUGUCCGGAAGUGCGGGCUUUGUUAUGAGAAGCGGAACUGGUGGGCGGUAUGCACUGCCCUGACUGACAGGCGCCCCAAAUAUUGAUUCCCUACUCAACCCCAUAGACCUCUAGGAGUCACAUCCAUAACCCUUACAGUCUCCUCAGUUACCGGGGUGUUGCCUUCUAGGCACGGCUGUGAGACCCCCACAUCCCCUCUGGUUACUGGGACCGGAAGAGACUGAACCCAUGAGAGAUCCUGUGUGACAGCCACUGACUGACAGUCGCCAAGGGACCCUGCAGACCCCCAACAUGCAGGGGGAAUUGCCAACCAUGAAGGUGUCUGACAGUGAGGGCAAGGCGGACGCCACCCCCAGUCCUCUCAACCAUCGGCCUUCCAGUAGAGGAGCUGGGAGUAGCAAAGCCUGGCAAUACAGUGAUCACAUGGAGAAUAUAAGCGGCUACCUGAUGAAGUACACUAACCUGGUCACUGGUUGGCAGUUCCGAUAUUUUGUGCUGAAUAAUGAAGCUGGACUUUUAGAAUAUUUUGUUAAUGAGCAGUCCAGGAAUCAGAAGCCUAGAGGAACGUUACAGCUUGCCGGAGCAGUGAUCUCACCCAGCGAUGAAGAUUCCCACACCUUCACCGUUAAUGCUGCCAGUGGGGAACUGUACAAGCUAAGAGCAACUGAUGCCAAAGAACGCCAGCACUGGGUGAGUCGGCUACAGAUCUGCACCCAGCACCACACAGAAGCCAUUGGCAAGAACAACCCCCCGCUGAACUCCAGAAGUUUCUCGCUGGCUUCUCAGGGUAGUGGAAACUCUCCUGGCUCCCAGCGCCGGUCCAGCCAAAAUGCUGCCUCUUUCUUCAACCUUGGUCAUCACAGGAUGGUGCCAGCCAACAGAAGAGCUCUUCUGCUGCAACCAGACCACUUAGGCGAUGUGCGAGAGAUGAUAAGCAAAACCGAGAUUCAGCAAAGGGAUCUAAUGCGCAGCAUUGAGGGUCUUCCCACUGCUGGGCACCUAAGUUCCCUGGAUCAGGAUCUUCUCAUGUUGAAAGCGACAUCUAUGGCCACACUCGGCUGCCUGAAUGACUGUUUCCAAAUAUUACACCAGCAACAUAUAGCCCUGCAGAGGCACAUUCCUGCCACAGGUACAACAAUCAAUUGGCUGGAAGCAAAAAUCCCAAUACCUAAUCAUCUAAAGAAUGGGGAAGAGGUCGGUCUCACAGUGCAGGAAAGCAAAGAGCAAGAUCUUCUGAGAGAGACGCAGGUCUUAUCUGAUAGCACCCUGGCUUCUGGGGAACCUGAAGACAUAAACCCAGAGGAUGAGGUGGAGGACGGGUGUGAUCUUAAAGAAGAUGACUUGGGGGCUGUGGAGGAACAGCGAAGUGUCAUUUUGCAUCUCUUAUCCCAGCUCAAAUUGGGCAUGGACCUGACCCGGGUGGUUCUCCCCACAUUCAUCCUGGAGAAACGCUCCUUGCUAGAGAUGUAUGCUGACUUCCUGUCUCACCCAGACCUCUUCCUGUCGAUCAGCUGUGGCCUCACUCCCGAGGAGCGCAUGGUGAGAUUUGUGGAGUAUUACCUGACCUCCUUCCAUGAAGGACGUAAGGGGGCACUGGCCAAAAAGCCAUACAACCCCAUCAUUGGGGAGACAUUUCACUGCUCCUGGAGGGUACCCAAAGAUUCUCUGCAGCUUUCCACUUCCUCAGAGAAGCCCCCCAAUACACAGGAUCAGGCUCCACAUUCAGAGGACUCUAAUAAACCGGAUUGUUACACCAUUAGGUUUGUGGCUGAGCAGGUCUCCCAUCACCCUCCGGUCUCCGGGUUCUAUGCCGAAUGUCCAGAGCGACAAAUGUGUGUCAACACCCACAUUUGGACAAAGAGCAAAUUCAUGGGGAUGUCCAUUGGAGUGACCAUGAUUGGAGAAGGAGUCCUGUACUUGUUGGAGCAUGGGGAGGAGUACACAUUCACCCUUCCUUGCGCAUAUGCUCGCUCCAUUCUAACCGUGCCGUGGGUGGAACUGGGUGGGAAGGUCAACGUGAACUGUGCUAAGUCUGGUUACUCUGCAGCCAUCACCUUCCACACCAAGCCUUUCUAUGGGGGCAAGUUACACAGGGUGACCGGGGAAGUGAAGCACAAUGCCACUAACAAUGUAGUGUGUAAAGUCCAGGGCGAGUGGAACAGCAUUCUGGAAUUCACAUACAGCAGCGGGGAAACCAAAUCUAUUGACUUGACCAAAUUGCCCAUAACGAGGAAAUUGGUGCGUCCUUUAGAGAAGCAGGGCCCGUUCGAGUCCAGGCGUCUGUGGAAAAAUGUCACAGAGUCUUUGAGUGCAAAAGAUAUAGAAACAGCAACAGAGCACAAGCGAGCCCUGGAGGAGAGACAGAGAGCAGAGGAGCGACUCCGGGCAGAGACCGAGACUCCAUGGAUCACAAAACACUUCAAACAAGAGGGAGAGGGAUGGUUCUACAACCAGCCCCUGUGGAAAAGCUCGGACUCUGGACAAUAAAGGCUUUUCCUGCCAUUGCUAGAUGUUUGUACCCAGUGCCCUGACCAGCCAGGAUAUGGAGAUUUCCCUGAGGGUGUCCAUCAACAAACUGGGGAACAAAUCAGCUUCUGGGAGUCAGGCAAAAUCUCUGCUCAGUGUUACUUGUCUUCUCUGCCCCACUCUGGAACUUCCUCUACUAACCCCUGAUACUCCCUCAAUUCACUCAGGACUCUGCAAGCAAUUCCUACUCUGUACUUGCAGUAAUAAAUCUUCUAAUGACCGUUUCAUUACUGGCUGGGCCGGAACGUUAUGCAGUAUUAUAUCAUUCAUUCAUUCUGUAUGCUAAGAGAGCUUAGAGAUCUUUCAACCACCCCCCACCUAUACUCCUGUGGUGCUGCCCGUGGCAUGUCAAAGAAAUCAAGAUGAUGCUGCAGUCGCCCAUGAUUCUGAAGCCAAAUCCAGCGUCUCAUGUACCACUAACAAGCCAGGCUCAAGUGAAUUGAGGUGAACUCCCAGGGUUUCUGUGCAAGGAGGGAUCUGCUGAAGUAGAAAGUGAUGAAUAUAGAAAGUGAAUAGGAAAAAAGUCUAAAGCCAGUUUCUUUAAUUCACUUUCUGUGCACCCAGAUAGAAGUUUCAGUCCCAAACAUGGAGACAGAACAAAAAGAUUCAGCCACAAAGUUAAAGUGAUGUCACAUUAUUUGUGGGUUAAACUUCUCAAUUAUGGGAAACCCAUGGCCAUAGGGGCCCAUCACUUUAAUAAGCAAACGGGCAGUAGGUUAAGAUGGCUGUUGUUGAAGGAAUGAACCAGUCUAUGCAGAGGGGAGCGGAAAUCAGGGAUGAGACAAAUAAGAAUGUGUUUAUAAUGGGUUUGAUGGGGGCGGGGGGUUGCUGUUGUACACCUGUAGUGCAGUUCAGCAAUAGGAAAUGCAGUGUAAGAUAACUUUUUCAGACAACUGCUAAUCCAGCACAAUGCCAUAUGGCAACUCCUUUAAAUCUGCUAUUCUGUUAACCAGACGUUCCACAGCAAGUAUGCCACAGAACCCACCCAAAAAAAUUCAGGUAGAAACAACCAUGUCCUCUUUCUGCACAGUUUUUACAUAAUGAGCCUUUUAGGAUUGCUGGCAAUGAUGGACAUGCUGUAGAGAAUCUGCCCCCUUCUGUACAUUAAGCUGUACAUUACUAAGAGUGGUGCCUUACUCUCUCCUCUUCUCUGUGUUGUCUUCCAAGCAGUGUGUUCAAAUGCAGCUCCACCAUCUCUACCCCCUGGACCCCCAUUUCUCAUUGUGAUUAACAGACAUGAUACAGGUUGUGUCCUACUGUGAACGUAACUUUUUUAUAAAUGGUGGCGUGGGGGUGUGUCUAUGUGUAAGGGCCAGGGAUAUGUUAAUAUGGUAGGAGGGCCUAUCUGCCCCAUGCACACCUUUAUCUUUUUGUGACCUGCACUGAGAGCAGAUUCCUGCUAAAAAUAUUGGGGGGGGACAAUAAAUUAUCCAUAAUGGA
Molecule: messenger RNA, 4080 nt
Organism: Xenopus laevis (African clawed frog)
Lineage: Eukaryota; Metazoa; Chordata; Amphibia; Anura; Pipidae
Gene: osbpl11.S
Product: oxysterol binding protein like 11 S homeolog
Exons: 13
Coding region: 406-2601 (731 amino acids)
Biological process (GO): lysosomal membrane organization; phospholipid homeostasis; phospholipid transfer to membrane
Cellular component (GO): Golgi apparatus; endoplasmic reticulum-trans-Golgi network membrane contact site; lysosomal membrane
Molecular function (GO): lipid binding; sterol binding
Source: RefSeq, a predicted model, not a curated record